Messenger RNA from Leptinotarsa decemlineata (Colorado potato beetle), 987 nucleotides. RefSeq lists its product as uncharacterized. The record is from RefSeq and is a predicted model, not a curated record. NCBI's taxonomy places the organism in Eukaryota, Metazoa, Arthropoda, Insecta, Coleoptera, Chrysomelidae.
GUGGAGAAAUGCUGUACAGUAAUAGGCCCUCGACAGUGUGUUCAAACUCCGAAACCCCGUUGUUUUCACUACAGAUCCAAACAAUGCGGAGAAUUCUGCACCGCAUCAAUAGUUCACAAAGAACAACAACAAAUUUGCGAAGUAAACUAUCCAGGUGCUCCUCCAAACUGCAGACAACAGGUUAUCUACAUACCUCAGCCUCAGCCAAAAUGCGUUUAUCAAUCAGUUUGGCCUUAUGUAGCCUGCGGAAUACAAAAAUCUGAAACUUGUGGUGGAUGUUACUCUCACUACGUCGAUCAGUCAUCCACAGCUUACGCGACUUGCCCUUCUCAAUGCUACGAUCAGGGAUAUGGAUUAGGGCCAAUGUACAGGCAGGGCCCAUUCUAUCAAAUGACGUACUCUCACAUGCCUUGUUAUCAAUGCCUGGGGCUCCAGCCUCCCUACGGUUUGGAAAUGACGGGAUUUGGAAGUUACGCAGGAGCACCAGCUUAUGGCGGUGUCCCAGGUUUUGUCGGAGUUCCAGCUUAUGGAGGUAUUUCCAGCCAAAGUGGUUUUCCUGUUUAUUCACAAGGACCUCAAUUACAAUACCCCUUCGACCCAAAAGCCAAUGCAAGUGUGCAACCAUUAUCAAGUGACGGGCAAAUUAUCAACCCCGAAUUCGUUCUUGAGCAGAUACCGAUACCAAUCAAUCAAACCCCUCAGCUCGAUAAUAUAAGAGAUCAGAGAGAGAUUGAAAUCGAAGUGAACUAUGAGCCACCUUCUGAUGCCCAGGCUGAAGUGAAGAUCAAGAAAAAUGAUAUCGAGAAGGAAGUGACGAAAAAUGAAACACUAGAAGUUUCUAACGUUGAAAUCAACAAAACACUUUCAUAACCAUACUCGUUAGAUUGUAUGAAAGUAUUGAUCUUACUUGUAUUCAGUUCUCUUUGUGAAAUAUUGUAUAAUUGAAAAAGAUAAUUUCUGACAAUAAAUAUCAGCUAUGCACCAUGA